Molecule: messenger RNA, 11095 nt
Organism: Balaenoptera ricei (Rice's whale)
Lineage: Eukaryota; Metazoa; Chordata; Mammalia; Artiodactyla; Balaenopteridae
Gene: FHIP1A
Product: FHF complex subunit HOOK interacting protein 1A
Exons: 14
Coding region: 692-3829 (1045 amino acids)
Source: RefSeq, a predicted model, not a curated record
CCCGCGCUCCCCCGAAGGCGCGGGUUGGGGGGCGGGGGAGCCCAGGAGCGGCGCGGCUCUGCCACCGGCUGACGCACCGUCGGAAAGUUGCGCUCGGACCUUCUCCCACCUCGUACUUUCUUCCCGGGGCGCCGCUGUAGACUUGGAGCUGGGUGGGGAGGACCCGGGCCGAGGCGUGAGCAGAGCGGACUGUCGCGGUCUCGGCGAGGAGCCCGCUGCCCCUUAUUCGCGGUGCCCAGCGCGGUGGUGGCACAAACUUUCUGGACUGUCCCCGGACAGUCCUGGCGAGUCCCGCUCCGGGCCGGGAGGAGGAGGCGCGGCCGCUGACAGAUUUUGGAAGUCUUCUUCUGGGAGUUGCCAGCAGUGCCAAGUGUUGGAGAAAUCUUUUCUGCCCCUCUGAUAGAGUGAAGUGAGCAAACGCAACCUAGCAGAAGGCUGGUGAAGAGAGCACUCACAGAACCAGAUGGAUGUCCUCAGUUUUCUGUUCAGGAAUCUCCCAGGGGAAGUCGGUGGAGAUUUCACCAGGUUGAGUGAGAGGACGGUCACAGCUGGCUGCCAGCUGAGGUUUCGAAGGUGACAAUGAAAUGUGAAGAAGUUACAUUUCUACUGUGAUACUUGAAAGUUAGUGACUGCUUACCAAAUUUUCAUGAAAAUUAAAUAUGACUUAGAAGCAUUUGGUUUAUGAAGGCUUAUGAUGUCAUCGGUUGCGACAGAAGGCAAACUCCGGCAGGCUGUGAGCUUGCAGGGAGUUGACCCAGAAACAUGCAUGAUUGUAUUUAAAAACCACUGGGCGCAGGUUGUGAAAAUCUUAGAGAAGCAUGACCCCUUGAAGAACACCCAGGCAAAAUAUGGGGUCAUCCCUUCAGAUGAGGCCAGUGCUGUGCAGAACUAUGUCGAACACAUGCUCUUUUUGCUGAUUGAAGAGCAAGCCAGGGAUGCUGCCAUGGGGCCAAUCCUGGAAUUUGUGGUCUCUGAGAACAUCAUGGAGAAACUCUUCCUUUGGAGUCUGAGACGGGAAUUUACUGAUGAGACUAAAAUGGAACAGCUAAAGAUGUAUGAGAUGUUGAUCACCCAGUCCCACCAGCCUCUGCUGCACCACAAGCCCAUCCUGAAGCCCCUGAUGAUGUUGCUGAGCUCUUGUUCAGGAACAACCACCCCCACUGUGGAGGGGAAGCUGGUGGUCCUGCUCAAUCAGCUCUGUUCCAUUCUUGCCAAAGAUCCAUCCAUCCUGGAACUCUUCUUCCACACUAGCGAGGACCAAGGGGCUGCCAACUUCCUCAUCUUCUCCCUUCUGAUUCCCUUCAUUCACCGGGAGGGGACUGUAGGCCAGCAGGCCCGGGAUGCUUUGCUCUUCAUCAUGUCUCUGUCUGCUGAGAACAGCAUGGUGGCCCAUCACAUCGUGGAGAACACCUACUUUUGUCCAGUGCUUGCGACCGGGCUCAGUGGUCUCUACUCUUCCCUGCCUACCAAGCUGGAAGAGAAAGAUGAGGAAUGGCACUGCCUUCUGAAGGACGACUGGCUCCUGCUCCCUCCCCUGGUCCAGUUCAUGAACUCCCUUGAGUUCUGCAACGCCGUCAUUCAGGUGGCUCACCCCUUGAUUCGUAAUCAGCUUGUCAAUUAUAUUUACAAUGGAUUCUUGGUACCAGUCUUGGCUCCAGCUCUCCAUAAGGUGACUGUGGAGGAGGUGAUGACCACAACUGCAUAUCUGGACCUUUUUCUGCGUAGCAUCUCCGAGCCAGCACUACUUGAGAUCUUCCUCCGUUUUAUCCUGUUGCACCAGCAUGAGAACGUCCACAUCCUAGAUACUCUCACGAGCCGAAUCAACACCCCAUUUCGGCUUUGUGUGGUGUCCCUGGCAUUAUUUAGAACUCUCAUCGGUUUACACUGUGAAGAUGUGAUGUUACAACUAAUUCUAAGGUAUCUGAUCCCUUGCAAUCACAUGAUGCUGAGUCAGAGGUGGGCUGUGAAGGAGAGAGACUGUUACUCUGUUUCUGCGGCCAAGCUGCUCGCCCUGACCCCCGUCUGCUGCUCCAGCGGGAUCACCCUGACGCUUGGGAACCAAGAGAGGGAUUAUAUUCUCUGGUCAAAGUGCACGCAUGAUAGUCCAGGGCCCUCAGAGCAGCCACCCCCCGAGGCGUUCUCGCCGUCGGCCUGCAUUGUGGAGUACGGCAGAGCCUUGGACAUCAGCUACCUGCAGUACCUCUGGGAGGCCCACACCAACAUCCUCCGCUGCAUAAGGGAUUGCCACGUGUGGUCCGCCCUAUACGAUGGAGACUCCCCCGACCCCGAGGCGCUUUGCCCGGCUCUGCUGGGCCCGCCCGAGGAGAGGCCUCCCAGAGCCACCUACCCUGUGCUCAGGCUCCCGCAGCAGGUCCCGGGGACGACAGGGCCCCAGGUGGCUCCCGGAAAGGAGAAGAGCCACACGGAGCUGGAGUGGGACGACAGCUACGACGCCGGGAUCUCCUCGGGGGUGGGCGGGGGCUGCCCUGGGCCGUAUGAGGAUGCAGAGAACUCGGGCCCCCCGGCCCCCGUGGAUCCUCCCAGACACAUCCAGGAGAUGAAGAAGAACGCCAUCCUGCUCUUCAAAGGGGCCUACAUCGAAGAGUCCGACUUCCAGGACGACGUGAUGGUGUACAGGUUGUGUGCUGAGAAGGAUGCUGAGGACAGCAGCGGUUCACGGGAGGACGCCGCGAGGCCCCCAACCCAAGCCCAGACCCAGGUCCAGGGUCCCCCCGUGAGCAACGGCCCCCUGCCCGGCCCUCAGCCAGAGACAGAUUCAGAGGAGGAACAUGGUAGGGACGAUUCGGACGUGUUUCACGGUGUGUCCAAGGAACCAGGAGGAGAGAACGAGCCUGAAGUCGCCCUAGAAUCAAGCCCCGAGUUAGUGGCCCCCGCCCCCAAGGCAGAGCACGGCGCACGCCUGACAGUGACUAACCCCGACGGUGAAGAUUUCAUUGCCCAGUAUGACCAAAUCAUUAAAGAACUGGAUUCCAGCACCGAGGGCUUGACGGAGCAGAAUUUCUCCUCACCUGAUCCCUUGCUUCUUACAAAGGAGCCGGAAGAGGAGGAAGAUGAGAGCAAAGGAGAAGAGGAGGAGGGGAAGAAGGAAGCAGAAGGGGAGGAGGAUGACUUUGACCCUUUCAUAGCUGAGGCUCCUGCCGCAGAGACCCAGCCGUCCCCGUUCGGAGCGAGAGAUGAGGCUGCCUUUGCCCGUCACCGUCCCGCGAGGACUCAGAGCACCCCGUUCACAGGCCCGUUCAUCAGUGUGGUCCUGUCCAAGCUGGAGAACAUGCUGGAGAACUCGCUGCACGUGAAUUUGCUGCUCAUCGGCAUCGUCACGCAGCUGGCCAGCUACCCGCAGCCCCUCUUGCGCUCCUUCCUGCUCAACACCAACAUGGUCUUCCAGCCCAGCGUGCGCUCCCUCUACCAGGUCCUCGCGUCUGUGAAGAACAAGAUUGAGCAGUUCGCCUCUGCGGAGACAGACUUCCCGGGCCUCCUCAUCCAAGCCCAGCAGUACCUGCUCUUCCGCGUGGACCUGUCCGACCCGAGCCCUGAGGCACCCACCAAAGUUUCAGAUCCCGUUCAGGACGCCUCCAGGACAGGGAGCGGCAGGAGUUUCCUGGAUGGCCCCCCACGAGUGCUUCAGCCCUUCCUGACGAACAGAGCCAAGGCGGCCGGGGCGCCCCCCAGCCUGCCCCCGCCCGUGCGGGACGCCAUGCUGGCGGCCGCCCUCUUCCCCGAGUUCCUGAAGGAGCUGGCUGCCUUGGCCCAGGAACACUCCAUUCUCUGCUGCAAGAUCCUGGGCGACUCGGAUGACAGCCGCUGUUAGCUUUUUCUUUUCACAUAGAGGUUCUUGUUUUUUUAAGGUUUUAGUGUCUUGACUGAACGUUAAAUGCAAAGCUGCUUACAGACACCUCUACAUUGAGACUUCCUGACGAUACUUGAUACGUGGGGAGGGGGGUUUUCUGUGCACCUUGUCUCCCCAGCCGGAUCUUCCCACCUUGUACCCCCUAGAAUCUAAGUCUUGGCUCAGUUUUUCCUCCUCAGAGUUCUUGGUCCUUAUUCUCCCAUCCCUCGGAGUCACUCAGCUUGCAGCUUAGAUCACACCCAGCGAACACCGGAGGUCAGUGAUUUCUGGAGGUGCCCACCUCAGAAGGCCGGCCCUUCAACAGCACGCAAGAACGCACACCUGCCCCUGUGGCCUCCUGCGUCGUGGCUUCCGUCUUCUAAAGAGAAGAAUAAAGAUGGAGCCCUUCUUGCCUCCGUCACACAAGCACACAGCAUCCGUCCCUUUGCAUUUUACUUCCAAGACUUGUAUUCCGCCCAACACGUGUUGCCUUAGAGUGCAGGCAAAUCCACUGGUCUCAGCUCUCUGCCUGGGAAGUCAGAUGUAGUUGGAGAGAAUCUGGAAUGCAGGGAAAUGUUCUUGUUGCUCGAGGGCUUUCUCUGCUCAGUAUAUCACUACCUAAACACUGAAAAUAGCCUUAUUUUAGUAAGAUUUGCACAAAAUGAACUAUGCCUAUGCAAAAUGUUACUUUGGCUUUUAGGACUUUGAUCAGUGUGAUGAACAAAGCGUGGUAUAUGCUUAUGUAAGAAGACAACCAUCAUUAUUUUUUUAAGUGUUUUAUGAAAAACAAACUGAUUCAUCUGUGAAACUGUCUAUCUCAUAGUGGGUUUUUUUUGGAGGGGUAUGGUGUGGGGGAAAGGAUAAAAGUAAACUAAAUACAGUCUGUACAAACCUUGGUAAUUGUUUUAAAAUCUGUUUGCUUUUUCUAAUAUGUUGCACUUUGUAGAGAAACAGGAACUGUACAGCCACUUAGGGAACCAGGAUGUAAAGGCAAACAGGUCGCGGGGAGCCCCGCCAAGCCAAGUGCCUGCUGGGGCCUCACUCCACACAGAAACGCUGCCUUCUGAGUAAUGGGGUUCAUUAGGAGGCCCCACCGUGAUGUAUUAGUGCCUCUCUGCUUCUGCAGCCUGCUCUGCCAGGUGUAAUUAUACUUAGAGCCAUGGUCUCCUACCACAGAGAGAGGGGCAAACACACAAAAUAAUUGUGGGCUAAAAAAGAACGAGACAAUAAAAGACUGAUAUUCAUGGAUAUUAGAUUCCACUCUCCUGUACUGUGGGCAGGUGAGAAGCACGUAAGCAGGAUGGACCCCCCCCACCACCACCACCACCUCCGCCCCGUUUGGAAGGAAAUUGGAGGCUCCGGGUCUCUCUCUUCUUUCUGCGGGCAUCCUGCUGAGCCCUGGGGGCAGUCACAGGGCUGGUGGUGGUGCCUCAGGAGCACUGGUUUGGUUUUAAUCAGGCCCUAGUACAGGAGGGGCGUGGAGGAGAGAAGCACAUCUGAGACGCUGCAGAGCCGAGGCUGCCUUUUGUGUUUCAGGGAUCUUGAAGCGAGUGAGCCAGUCCUGGAAUGAAGCCUCAGGAGCUCUGGCCGGGGCUGGGUGGCUCUCAGGAGCCCAGCUUCGCGGUGCUUCCAAGUCUAGGCAAGGAACCAAAGAUAGUGAUUCGUUGUACAUUUCUGACUUCAAACUUGUCUUGAAAGAUGAUGGUUUGCCCGGCUGCGGUGCAGCAGCCAGAAUGUACGAGGCCAGCGGACUGGCCUGCUCUUGGCUUCCCGACAUCCACUUGUAUUUGCGUAAGUGUCUCUACUGGAAAAGUCAGUGGCUCAGAGACCGAGAGAGAGGAGCAGAAGACGAGUUUCAGCUGUACUGUAUUGUCCUCCAACUUUGUUUUGCGCAAGUAUUUACCUUCCAGUUUGGACUCACCAGGUAUAUAAGAUGCUAAAGUCACGUCUGAGAGCCAUAUUCUUCAGCUUUCUGGUCUGAUUUCCACGUCUCUCCAUUAUCUGGUGAUGGUGUCGAUUCUUCUCCUUGAGUCCAUGUUGCUCUAUUAUAGAAAACCACAGUCCCCUUUGUGGAAAGCAUCAUCUGGGCAAGAGUAUUUUUUUAAGUAGGUACUUUAAAAAAAAGUAGAUUUGCUUUAAAGGAGGACAGAGAUGACCGGUGUGGGGUGAGAGGCAGGAAAAUUCACUAACUAACUCCCAUGGUGGGGUGCUGGUAGCAAACCCACAUGACAACCCAAUCUAUUUGGAGGUGGACACCGGUUCAGGUUUCUGAAACCACUGCAGCCCUCCACCAGAGUACUGAGUCCAGGGUUUCUCAAAAUGAAGUCAGAAAAUGGACCUGGAAAUAUAUUCUAGGGAACUGGUGAACCCAUGCAGUUGAGGGGAACAGCCAGGUGGGUUAAGGAUGGUUCGGGGGUGGUGUGGACAUGCAAGAGGGAACACAGCAGAAACCGGAAGCUAAAAUAGGAGAAGAACACAUCCUGGGGGGUUUGGAGGAAUGAACAUUGAUCUAGGCAGAUAGGAAGAUACUGAACAGCAGGGGGUGGCGAUGGGAAUUCCUUGAUGGGAAAAAUCUCGGUAAUGAAGUAGAAUAUUCUAGUCAUAAAGUAAUAGGUGACACCCUUAGAAAUCUCUUUUGCAAUGAGUUUGGGGAAGGAUUUUGAACGAUACUUGGCAUGCUUUAAAAUGUGCCAGUGCGUGGAUGCUUUUGCAUGCGACAGGCCCCCAGGACUCAGUGGACACGGGCUUUGGUGCAGCCCCUGAGGUUGGCGUCGCUGUGUCGAGCCUGGUGGCCCCGGGCAGCAGAGGAGAGUCACCGGUUCCUGGCACAUCACAUCCUUCACCUUGAUUCAUAACUCAGAGUCUGACGUAAAGUUCUAGGUGGAGUGGAUUUUGUGGUUCAAAAUAUAGGAGAGCACUGGGAUACUUAAAAUUGAUUUUUGGAAGUGGCCAAAAGUUUAAAAACGUUUGUUUUUAAAAUUUUAAAGCGAUUCCAGGUCGAGUUUAGCCUAAAAUACAGUUUUAUGGAGUAAAUUACAGAUUCCCAGACAUGAAAUGGGAAUGCUGGAGUAACCAAUCAGAGAUGUGGUUUUAUUAGUAGGUACUUCCUUUCCUUCCCUGGUAUUGAGAAGAAUUGUGAAAUGGUCCCCAUUUGACUUAGUAAAAUACUUCGAUGGGCUGGGGUUGGAAUCGAUGUCUCUGUCACGUGUAGGGAGGACGCAUUCACUUCUUCCGCAGGUCCUCAGGGGUACCUUUUCCUCAUCAAGUGGCUUUUACUUAGGUCUGAUGCAGUUGUUGAUUUUCAAUCCAUUAAGACACCCAGGGGUCCAGGGUGUUGUCAGGAGAGCAUCCUCGUAUGAGUAGAAUCUAGAGACAGGAUACGUGACUGUUCAGGUUACCUGUUCAUUUUGGGCAGCCCAUGGUACUCGGGGUUGAAAGUCGUUUUUGAUGUCUCUGAAUCAGCCUGGUUGCCAGGGUCAGUGUGGGUGGGUUUCCAGCUGUGUUCAGAGGUUUGGGGUUGUGGGUAGGCUGCCCGUUCUGAACGUGGGUCAGUGUGCCUGGGCUGCUCUCCUUGGGAAGUGCGGCCCCGGCGGGGGUGGGAUGUGUCACCGGUGUGACGGUGAAUCUCUGCAGCACACGCCCAGCUCUCACCCAGGGAUGGGUGAAUGUAAUUGCUAACUACCAGCCGUGUAUUUACUGAAAUGGCUGGCACGCUUGGCCAUUUUUAUGCAACACUUUAUUGCGGGACAGCUAUUACCGCAUGUGCUACUUCGAGUCACUGGCUAGGCCGGGGUAAUUUGUGGCUCACCUCGCGUCCCAGCCAGCCUUGCGGUAUUAGCUCUUCCUGAACAGCAGCCCUCUGUAGCUGAGGCCACAACGCUUUAAGUCAUUAAGAAGAUAUUCUCGGCCCCUUCUCGCUUCAGCCAUCAGACUGUAAAUCACACAACACUCAUUCUCCAUCAGAUAACAGCUUAUGACAGAACACUGUCAAACCGGUUUAUACUCCAUUCUUAAAUCACAUCACGGAGGAAACAUUUUAAGAAAAUGGAGUUGACUUUUUUUUUCCUUUUUGAAUGACCAUCAUAAACCUAACGCUUUAGAAAGAGCUCUCAAAAGACUAAGAAUUGUUUUCGGGAUAAUUUUGCCUCAGUAAAUCCUCUCUAUGUUCAGGCGUUUAUUAGGCCAUUACUUGUUUUGGAGGACAGAUCAUCCUGGCAGCUCAUUAACUGGAUAAACAGGGGCUUCAGUGAAAGAUUUUCGCUGAGGCUUUGUAGGGACCAGAGGGACAGGGGCAAAGUUCUUCAGCCUCUGCACUUGGAAUCCUAAGACAGGGGCCGAUUUUAGCUGGGAAUGCCCCUCCCUGUCCAGUCAUCAUUGUGAAUCUUGUUCCUGUCACCCACACAAGGAACAAGGCCGCCAGUAGGGUCUGCCCGCAUGCGUUCCAUACAUAUUUCAGGCAUCUUUGGGGAACCUUAGAUUUACUGUGUGCUUUCCGAACCUGACAAGGGUUAUGGUAGCUCUUAGGCCAGAUUAUGCAUUUCACGGAGCUGAGGCUGCACAAGUCUGUGCUUCUUAGGGCAGCAGCUGACUUUUUAUUGGGACAAGUCUAGAAAAGGCCCACCUAUAACGAGGUACCAUUUUGCCCUGCAGAUAUUUUAAAAGAGAUUAUUUGGUGUUGACAAUAUUACUUAAAUGAUUUUUGCUGAGACGUCUGAGGGAGACAAGAGAGGAUUUCAAUCAGCGCUUUCCAUCUCACCAUCGAGGGUCCGCUCUGUGCACAAAUAAUCCACAAAUGCAAUUUGUCUAAAAUCUGCAGAAGAGGCAUGGCAGCCAUUUCCAUGCUGCUUUUGGUGGUGGGUAAGUAACACGGCCUUUCAUAUAGAUCUAGUGGUUUUUUUCAAAUAGUCCUAUGUGGAAUCCUUGAAAUGAUGCGGCUAAAUUCAUUAGAUAUGAAAAAUACAAUAUGGAUUGUGGGUCGUGGCCGUAAGCUAUAUAUUGAACUAACCAACCAACGCAAAGCUCUAGGAGAGUGUUUACUUGAAAACAAUUCAUAGCCUUCUUCCAGAUUAGCCAUAAUUACCAAAAAGAAGGGAGCUCAGCUAAAAACAUCCUUAACUUGGUAUAAAUAAUGACGUUUUUUCCCCUGGGUUGUCUACAUCUUAAAAGAUGGGAACAGAAGUUCACCUUGACGCAUAAGCCUGGACAGAGUCAAGAAGCUCCUUCCUAGACCCAGAGUUUAAAAGCCUAGUGGAUGGCAGCACCCACCCCUCAUACAGAGGGACUCCCACAAAAGGUUGUCGAUUAAUUUUGUUUUAUAAACGUAAUGAACUUUUGCUAAAAACUGAUCCUGUGCCAGGUAGCAUGCCGAGUGCUGAGGCCGCCAUUCCUCCCCUCCCCCCAGAACCAGCCGACCAACCAACCUCCUCCUCAAGCCACAGGGCACCCGGUUUGGGCCUGACCAGGCCGAGCUGGUGCAGGCCCACCCGGGGGAGCCAGUCUUCCAGCAUGUUGCCCUCCCAGCCUCCAGGUGUGUGGGCUCCAAUGACAGAUGGCACUGGCUUCACCUAUGGCGCCAACUCAUACCUUUUAAUGAGAUUUCCCCCUGAAUAGCAAACAGAGAACCAGACUAAAUUCACACUCAUGCAAAAAUGUAUUUAAAAUUGUAUUUCACUGAAGCCCAGUUACAAGUAGAGCCAUACUUUGUGAAUUUCUUAGGGUGUUAGAUAAACAUAUAUUUUGAAUAUCUAGUCAGGUUCCAAGUAAGAUAUCUGAGCUGUGCUUUGAUAUGUUUUUUUCUUUCUAUGAGCAGUUAUAACAACACAAUCUCAUUUUUAGGAUUUCAGAAGUGCGCCUUCAAGACAACAAGCAAUUGUCAGAGCUGGAUGACAGUUAGUUAGCAUUGUAAAGAUCAAGUGCUUUUUUGUGUGUUGAGGUAACUGGUUUAUAACAUUAUAUGUUUCACGUGUAUAACAUUAUAUUUUGACUUCUCCAUACACUGCAGUGUAUUCACCAUCAAAGGCUGAGUUUCUGUCUGCCACCAUAUAGUUGACCCCCUUUACCCAUUCCGCCCUCCCUCUACCCCUGACCCCAGCAAUGGCAUUUUUCUCCUGAAAUGAUCAGUCCAUAAGACGGCUUACAUAUGACAUGAUAUUGUUGGUAAAUGGCCUUCAUUUCGCUGUCCCUGCCCCUCUCCAGACCCCACUUAAGUAAGCCCUUGAUUUAAAAUGGUCUGGAAAGAUCAUCCAGUGCUUUCUGUAAGUGUUGAUGACCAAGAAGCCAGACCUUUGGUGAAAAUGGAGUUUGUAAAACAAAACUGAAUCUUAUCAUUUCUUACAAAAUCAUGAUCCCGCCAGAUUCCAGACUCAGGAGCUAUGGGGUUGGGGGGUGGGGACUGGCCCUGCCUUUCUCUCUCGAAAAGAGGUUUGAUGAAAGUAUUUUACUGUCAGGCCCAGGAGUUUUCAGUACUGCAACGGGAUGCGCGAGGGGCACGCGGCUUCCUGGGUGAUGUAACGUACCGUAUUCUCUUAACACUUCUAAGUCACUCAUUUUUUAAAAAGUUAGUUUUUUAAAAAACCUUACCUCUUCAUGCUUGUCUGAAAUAAGCCAGAUGACUGGUCCCUGCUUUUCUGGCUGGGAAGAGGGGCAGUCCUCUCUUUACUCCUAGUUAGGGAAGUCCUGAGCGAUCGUCUGCAACCAGGAACCAUGAGCUGCUAAGUUGGUGGCUCUCCUCCGGGUCCCCAGCUGCCACUGGAGCACCGUUCAUGACGGAAAUGUUUGUACUACUCUUCUUGGUACAAGAGAGAAUUCAGUGUAAAAUCAGGGCCUCCAAAAAUUUUAUGUCACGGUUUAUUUGACAUGUGCUUUUAAAAAACAGCACUUGCAAAACUGGUCUUUAGUGUUGUGAGUCAGAGGUAACAAAGGCGUGCGGUGAACAAAGGGGUGCCCCAGUGCGACGGAGAAAUAGUAUUAUUGCCACAAGAACAGGGGUGAGGGCAACGCAGCCUCCAUGGACUACUGUUAACUGUACCACAGUUACCAUUAAAGGUCAAGAUUUUGAUUUACUAGCUUACCAUCUUAUUCUUUCCAGGCAAAACAAGUCAGUUUAAUGUUACAGCUUUUUUUUCGCCUUUUAAAACUUUUGGUCUGAGGGUGGGGAGGGGGGUUGUCCACUGCCCGAUCUUCGACGUGUAAGUUAAUUUUUUAUGUGAUAUUUCAGUAUAAAUUUUAUUCAUUAAAUUUAUUUGAAAA